Molecule: messenger RNA, 2496 nt
Organism: Telopea speciosissima
Lineage: Eukaryota; Viridiplantae; Streptophyta; Magnoliopsida; Proteales; Proteaceae
Product: J domain-containing protein required for chloroplast accumulation response 1-like
Exons: 9
Coding region: 77-2395 (772 amino acids)
Biological process (GO): clathrin coat disassembly; clathrin-dependent endocytosis
Cellular component (GO): cytoplasm; intracellular membrane-bounded organelle; vesicle
Molecular function (GO): clathrin binding
Source: RefSeq, a predicted model, not a curated record
GUUGAGGUGAUCUAUUGCAAUUCGAUUGUAACAUUUUUGUUACUCAGAAUCCCAAAUUUGGUCAGAGUGACUAUAAAUGGAGAGAUUUUCUUAUAGAGAUCAUAUUCUGUUUGGAUUGGGGCACAGAAGUCCCCGGAGAUCACUUGGUAGCACCGGUUCUUCAUCCAGAAACUCCGAUGAGGAUUUCAGUGACGUAUUUGGUGGCCCCCCGAGGCGUUCUUCAGUCCAUAGAUUGCGGCACAGCCUUGGUAAUACUCCGGAUUCCUAUGCGAAUGGAGUAGAAAGAUCAGAAGGAGAAGGAAAAGUACUUGUCUCUCGGAGUUCAUGGUCUGUUCUGAAAGAGAAGCCAGUUUUUGGUGAGGAAGAUCUUGUCCGGAGGAGAUACCCAAGUGAUGAUUUCUUGGACGAUAUUUUUAGAGGUGACCAGUCUUCAAGCCCAACUCCUAGGAAGUCUGAUCGGGAUACUUUCUCUUCAACGCCAGCUUCUAGGAUCCAAAGCCCUGUCCGCCCGUUGGCAUCUAAACCUGCUCAACUUCUUGGCCCUUCAUCACUCCCUAGACAGCUCAGCCUACCUUCAAAGUUGGCCAAAGGGAUGGACUUUCUGGUGUGCGGUACUUCUCCUAGUUGUAGUCCUUAUAGAAGCAAGGAUGGUGCUCAAAAUGCUUGUUUUGCAUCUUCCCCAUGUGCUAGAGUUUCAAACCAAAUGAUCCUGCAGGGACAAGAGGAUUUGAAAUUUGAUGCUCCGCACUCCUAUCGCCAGAGUCCUUUGUCACAUGAGUUUCCUCUUAGCAGUGGGGAGUCAUCCAAAGCCACCAAAUGUGGUAAUGAGGAAAAAAGAGAACACAGGAAAAAAAUUUCAAGUCGUUCAGAAAUGCUUGAAGAACAAUGUCACUUUUCUAUAUACAAAUGGGCAAGCAAAGGAGUGCCAAUUGGGAUGCCUUUUAGGGGAGGAAAUAUUUCAAGCUCAAAAGAGAGGGGUAAUGGCUCAAGUAGUUCAAGCUCAAAAGAAAGGGGCAAAAGUGAGAUUGUAGCAAGUGAAUUAUCUAUAGAGAUUCCCUCUCUAAAUGAUAGAACGUCAUCCCUGGACAGUUCGUUUCACAUUGAAUGUGAAAAUCAAGGCAGUAUUCCGGUUCUCAAUUCAGUGGCUGCAGAUACAAUAGAUUCAUUUAGGUUUAAGGAGAAACCUGGAUCUCCCAAAUCUGAUAUAGAACCACCUCUAUGUCUUGAAAAUAUUACCACAGAAGUCCCUCAUAGCCUCACAACAAAGAAAGAAGUAAAAGAAACUAAUCCUUUUUCAGGUGUGUCUGGUUCUUCACCUGGCAAAGGUUUACUUGGAGGUAUAAAGAAAGAGGAAAGUGUCUCCAUGCAGGAAGGCAAAGCUAAAUCAAAAUCUUUACGUUCAAUGUUCUAUGAAAAUUCUGAUGGACAAGGGAAGGAUGGGAUGGUAAGACCGGCUGAAGGAAAAAAAGACAAAGGUGGCAGAGUUGAAACCAUUGUUACAUCAUGUGAAAAUAUUGCUGGUGGUAAAAGGUUAGAGACACAAGAUAAAAGAAAAAUCUUGGAUCUUGCAUCUAACAGUGGCUUGCAAGGUACAGUGGAAAAUUCAAGAGACAAAUUUUUUGGGAAUAAAUUCAAAGAAAAGAUAAAAGAAUUUGUCAGAGUUUUUAAUCAAGAAGCUCCUCCAAACCACAUAAUUAAUGUUGGGACUCAAGGUUUUAGAUGGAAAGAGAAGGGCACAAGUGAAGCAGAUGAUGGAGCACGUGAUUCUGCAACCAAGGCAGAUGGGAAAAAGAAGGUGACCAAUUUGAACAUGGACAAAACAUUGACAAAUGGGCAGGCCAUGGUAGAUCAAACUCUGGAACAACCAGAGAAGUCACAUUUUAUCUUGAACAACGGCACCCAAAAAGCUUAUGAAUCAUCCUCUGGAAGGACCGGUAACUCAGCAUCAUGUUCUGAAACUCUUCCUGGAAGUUUUGAGGCACCACUUGUGACUGAAGAGGAAUACCAUCGUGAAGAUCUUCAAGGCAGCUACUUGGUAAAAGAACCAUCUCCUAACCAUAACAGACAACAACAAACUGUUGAAUAUCAUGAAGAAAUCCAGAUUUCAGAUGCCAGAAUACGACAGUGGUCAAAUGGAAAGGAAACAAAUAUCCGUGCACUGCUAUCAACUUUACACUAUGUUCUUUGGCCUGAGAGUGGAUGGAAGAGUGUUCCCCUUGUCGAUAUAAUUGAAGGAAAUUCUGUGAAGAGAGCCUAUCAAAAAGCAUCACUGUGCCUGCACCCAGACAAGCUACAACAGAAAGGUGUUGCACCCCAACAAAAAUACAUAGCAGAAAAAGUCUACGCCAUUUUGAAGGAGGCUUGGAUUCAUUUCAAUUCACCAAGUACAUUUUGAUUGUAGCAUUCUUCACAAACAUCUUCUUGCAGUCAACAUGAGAAAGUUAAGUUAUUGGUGUUAUCCAACAUGUAUAUAUCGUUAUACUGUACAUACAUAUU